Messenger RNA from Fonsecaea multimorphosa CBS 102226, 1629 nucleotides. RefSeq lists its product as uncharacterized. Lineage: Eukaryota; Fungi; Ascomycota; Eurotiomycetes; Chaetothyriales; Herpotrichiellaceae. Bases 1 to 1629 code for a protein of 542 amino acids. The transcript has 3 exons. The record is from RefSeq and is a predicted model, not a curated record.
AUGAAAAUCCCAGCCGUUGUAGCAGCUGUACUUCUUCUCAGCACGUUCACAGAGGCACAGAACUCUUCCUCUACCGUCCCCGUCAUCAAUCUCGGUUAUGUGAAAUACAGCGGCUACCAGAAUGCCACCGCCGGCAUCAACUACUACCGUGGCAUCCGUUAUGCUGCCGCUCCCACAGGCGAACUACGCUGGGCAAAACCCGUGCCUAUCGAAUAUAUGAACAACUACAACGGCCAGACCAUCAAUGCUUCAACUCUGGGUCCUGCAUGCUAUCAAUCCUCUGCGAGGUCCACUUAUGCUACUCCAUCAGCACCACAAGGACAAUCAGAGGACUGUCUGCUUCUCGACGUCCUUGUGCCUUCCAAGCCUGUCUCCACAGCCUUGCCUGUACUUUUCACCAUCCACGGUGGUGGCUACGUUGGCGGCAGCGCGCCCUUCUCCUACCCGGGCGAUGCCCUGGUCAACCGGUCUGACGGCAACAUCAUCUAUGUGGGUAUCCAGUACCGUUUGGGAAUGUUCGGGUUCAUGGGCGGGGAUGCCAUUGCUGAGAAUGGAGCGCUGAAUGCGGGCCUUCUCGAUCAACGAGCUGCCAUGGAUUGGGUCCAGCGGAACAUCCGUGCUUUUGGUGGUGACCCAGGCCGGGUCACGAUAUGGGGAGGUUCGGCUGGUGGAGGCAGUGUAUCGUGCCAGCUGAUCGCCAAUAGCGGUUCUGAUUUUCCCCCCUUUGCGGCCGCAAUUGCAGACCAUCCCUGGUGGCAACCCCUGGCCAACAAGAGCACGCAGAACACCCAGUAUAACACGGCUCUGAAGCUAUCAAACUGCUCGGAUAUCAAUUGUCUUCGAGGGCUGUCUUCUGCUACGCUGGGCAACCUCAACCAGGCAGUGAUAAAUGCGACGUACCCAGGACCUGACAAUGCAUACGGCGUCUACUACUGGGGUCCAGUGGUGGACGGCAAGUUCAUCCGCGACCUCCCCGACCAAGAAUUUGCAAAAGGCAACUUUUACAGGGUGCCCGUGAUCACCAACCGGGACGCUUACGAGGGCUAUAUUUUCUCCAACAUGACGCAGACGUCUCAGAUAGACGAGACGAUAGAUGCCGAAGAUCUCUUCCCCUCCGCUGGGCCGUCAUUUUUCUCCCGCCUCUACUCGCUCUAUCCGCGCAGUAAGUUCAACAGCACCUUCUACCAGCGCCAGACCUGGUUCGGGGACUUUAUUAUCAACUGUCCGACCUACUACAUGGCCUCGUCGAUGGUGGAUUCACUCUCCAACAGCUCGGCGGUGUUCAAGCUCACGUUCGCCGCCGGGAGCGAGCUCCACGGCGCCACCAACCCUUUCAUCUCGUCCAACGUGACCAACUACCCCAGCGCGAACAACCUGACGCUGGCACACAUCAUGACCAGCUACUGGGUGAGCUUCACCGUCUUCCACGACCCGAACCCGUUGCGUGUUGCCGGCGCCCCCUACUGGCCGAGUUACAUCUCCGGCGCACCGGGCUCGACGGCGGAGGGUGAGGGCGUGGGCUUCACGGUCCAGGCCGUCACGUAUAACAGUAUCAGCGCGACACCGGAUCCUGACGCGGCUGCGCAGUGUGACUUUUUCAACUCUCGGGGAUGGCAGAUCAGGAAUUAA